Molecule: messenger RNA, 2092 nt
Organism: Didymella exigua CBS 183.55
Lineage: Eukaryota; Fungi; Ascomycota; Dothideomycetes; Pleosporales; Didymellaceae
Product: acetyl-CoA synthetase-like protein
Exons: 4
Coding region: 118-1854 (578 amino acids)
Source: RefSeq, a predicted model, not a curated record
AGUCAGAAGACACGGAGAGCCAGCGACGUGUUAAUCAGUAUGUAUCUGGCGCUUUGAUCCUUCCGAGGUUACAAGUACACACACAAUAGCUUCAUCGCAACGCCCUCGAAAUUGUCCAUGGCGUUCUGGGACACGGUUCUGAGCACGACAAAUGCCAAGUCGUAUGGCAGACGACUCAUACCGAAUAUUGUCGACGACAAUUCGCGGCAACAACCAGAUCGAAUAUGCUUCUCGUACCCGGUGAGCCACGCAAACCUGGACCAUGGAUUUCAGGAUGUCAAUUGGCGGCAAGUAAGUGUAAUCAUACCAUUAUGGCAAAACUGCGUUGACGGUGACGAGUUUGCGAAUGCUGUCAACAGAAUGGCAUAUUUUCUCCAAAGAAAUGUCGGGGUGAGCUCUGAGUUCAAAACGAUUAUGUACAUGGGAUUCCCAGAUAUCCGAUUGUACAUUGUUCUCGUAGCCGCCAUGAAGACAGGCCACAAGCCACUAUUCAGCUCUCAUCGAAACAGUCUCGCCGGCCAUACGAACCUUGUCCGCCAGACUGAUUGCACUGUUCUGCUUUAUACGGCUGGCUUUCCUAUAUCAGGCAUCCUAGAAUGGUGUCGGCUUGACACUGUAAAAGUUCCAGAGCUGGCUGCGCUCCUAGACGAUUCACCAUGCGAGUCUUUUCCGUACAGCAAGACAUUCGAGGAAGCAAAGCUCGAUCCUUGCUUCGUCAUACACACAUCAGGGUCUACAGGUUUGCCAGCGCCAGUGACGUGCACCCACUGGUCAAUCGGUACCACCGACCAGCACCACCUUGUCGCUCCUCUAGACGGAAGGCCGACCGUAUGGGGCGACUUAUUUGAUGCCAGACACCGCAACUACCUGGCAUGGCCAAUCACGUCGAGCUCAGGGAUCGGCGCUGGCAUCACGGACGUGUGUUUCAGCAAUAUCACUAUUGUCCUAGGUCCACCUGAACAAGCCACUGUAGACACUAUCGAAGAGAUGAUACGAUAUGCGCAAAUCGACUCGAUAAGCUGCGUACCGGCAACUCUGGAGGAGCUGUCGAGAAGACCAGAUGCACUGGCAAACAUGCGCAGUUUGAAACACAUCACAUAUGUUGGAGGAUCGCUAUUGCAAACUGCUGGGGACAUCGUGUCUCAGUAUGUCCCGCUUGUGAACCUGAUGGCAUCGACCGAGACAGUCUCUAUGGUUCAACACGUCACAGACCGCGAAGACUGGUCGUAUGUCUGCAUCAAUCCACUGCUUAACGGCAUAGAGAUGCGGCCGGUAGCUGAUCUAUUCGAGCUCAUCUACGUCAAAAAGCCACAAUGUGCAGACUUCCAGGGCGUCUUCAAGGUCUUCCCUCAUCUACUAGAAUUCUCGAUGCGCGACCUAUACUCGAAGCACCCAACAAAGCCUCAUCAUUGGAAGCAUGAAGGUCGGAAGGAUGACAUUAUCGUUUUUAGAAAUGGUGCGAAGUUCAAUCCGAUGCUACACGAGCGUUUGAUCGCACAACAUCCAAAGGUCCAUGCCUGCUUGCUGGUUGGUACCGGUAGGAAUAAACCUGCGGCUAUCAUCGAAUUAUACGCACAAUAUUAUACAGAGGACACAUCAGCACAGAAGGCCUUGAUCAAAGAGAUCUGGCCGCAAGCUCGUAAAGCGAACGAUGUGGCAGAUACCGCUGGCCAACUCGAACAACGCUAUAUCAUCUUUGCUAAGAAGGCGAAGCCAUUUGAGAUGGGACUGAAAGACACUGUUCAAAGAUACGCUACGACCCGUCUCUACGGACAGGAAAUUGAGGAUCUCUACACCUCGAUAGCAGUGGGAGGGCUCGGUACCCUUUUCCGGACUGAAGUUGGUGUGUCAUGACCGGCUUAUUCUCGCACGAACGCUAGGUGCCAAGCCACCACAGCAUACGACAUUCAAUAAGAAGGCUGCAUCAAUCUCGCGUACUUCGCGUCCUUUGCUCGCUCUGUAAUCCCAGUGGUGCCAAUUGGUUAAUUGAUCUGAUUGCACUAAGCCACUUCCGACGGAGAUGUCAGCACAGUAUUUCGGGAUUCGUCCGACUCGUCCACAAGGCUGCCAAUGUCUGCAUUAUUACACCGCA